Molecule: messenger RNA, 1458 nt
Organism: Cloeon dipterum
Lineage: Eukaryota; Metazoa; Arthropoda; Insecta; Ephemeroptera; Baetidae
Exons: 5
Coding region: 34-1353 (439 amino acids)
Source: RefSeq, a predicted model, not a curated record
GUAGCUGGUCAUUUCUCUUCGAGGCAGCAAAUUAUGUAUGCUUCGCUCACGCUGCUGCUGCUCGCGGGCACCAGCGCCUGCUGGGCUUUGAUUCCCGUAGGAGAGACGCAAGGGGACUUCCAGCCUAGUACGUGGGCCGCUGCACCAGCUCCAGUCCCAAAGCAGCCGGAAGGGAGGUCAUUUGGCAAAGCGAGGCUGAAGCACGGAUAUGGCCACAAUAAGCCAUCGCACCAUAAAGUUGAUCUGGCCAUUGACCCUGAGAAAAUCAUCCUGAAAUGCAAAGUUCAGGAGCCGCUGGAGCACAUAAUCUGGAUUCGCUCCAAGUGCCCAAAUGACCACAUCGAUGGGGGUAUGGUAGUGGCCGAGGGGGCGACGGUGCUGGACAAAACGUUGUACGACGUGCGCAUCCUGGGUGGCAACUCGAGCAUCACCUCAGAGCUGCUACUAAAGAACCCGCUGGACCCAGCCGUCUCUGGCUUCUUCCGCUGCGAAGCUUGGCCCCACGGGGGCGGUGGACCCCCCUACGGACAAAACGUUGCCCAAGACGUUUACGUCAUCGGUGGGCCAGACAUGCUGCGGCGUUGCUUUGGUGGUUGGGAUGACUCGCCGUCACCUUCUCAUGGCUCAUACGACUCCUGGAACGUCAAGCACCGCAGCAGCAACAAUGCCGAGCCGGAAAUCACGCCGCCACCACUAGCUAAGCCAGCAGUGUCCGGCUACAGACCGAGCAGUGGCUAUUCGCACCACCAGAGUUUUUACUCCGCUCCCUCGUACAAAAGUGACAUGCGAACGUCAGAGAGUCACAAAGCCCAAGAAGUCGUCAGUAGAGUCAGCCAGCAGGCCCAACAUCACGAACAGCACCACCUUCAACAGCAGCACCAGGAUUGGCAGCAAAAGCAGACUGAGCAACCUCGUCAUCCUUCAUACGGUCGUCCAAUUUUGACAAACGCUGGAUUGAAAUACCCAGCAGCACAGUCUCAAUCAAGGGUAAAUACAGAGGAACCGAACCUGCCGACUGAGGAUCCAAGCACUGUGAAGCCCAGCACCACGUCAAUCGCGGCUCCUUCAUCCCUACCGCCCCGCACCUACAUCGCGGGACCGUUUAUUCCCAGUCCUGUUCUCAAAGAGCAUCAAAGCCAUAGCAUGACAGCAGAGGAACCCAGCGAGCAAGUCGUCGACGUAAAGACGGCACAGCAAAAUGCGACCAAGGACGAUCAUACUUGGAACAUUGAGCACCUCAUGAGCGGUGGUUACCCUUUCGGGCAAAAUAACCGAAGGGGAAAGGCGGUGGAGGCCAAAGUUGAGGAGAAACUGGUCAUUGUCACCCCUUUGCCACCAACCACUCAACUAUAGAUUAAGAUAUAUAUUGGAGCAAUGCCAAUAUAUCUAGACCAAAAAUAUUACAUUGCCUGUGUCGUUUGAUAAUUUAUUUAUAUAAUAAAAAUUAAUUUAUUUGAA